UAUGGAUAUUAAGUUGGCUGUGCUUAUGGAGUAUUAUUUAAUGCAAUAUUGCAUCACGAAAUAGUUCAAAUGAUCAACAUUCAACCAUAGUUUUCAAUUUUCGAUCCUCUGUAUGCUAUACAUUGAAUUUAUUUUUUAUAUUUCCAUUAUUUUAAUUUGUUUCUAACAAUGAUUUCAAAUAUUGCCAAAACCAUGUCUACGACAAAAAUAUUCACAAGGAAAUUUAAUACAAGCACAAUUAGACGUAGAAUCAUUAAAAUCCAAGAUAAAGAAGACUUUGAUAAAUAUGUGAUUCAAAGCAAAGAGCCUGUGGUCAUUGAUUUUUUUGCAACCUGGUGUGGACCUUGUAAAAUGUUACUACCACGAAUUGAAAAAGUUAUAGAAGAGUAUAAUGAUACAGUUAAUCUUGUUAAAGUAGAUAUUGAUGAUAAUGCUGAAAUUGCUAUGGAUUAUGGUGUUUCUGUAGUGCCAGAAUUAAUUGCCAUAAAAGAUGGCCAAGUUCAGGGAAAAAUGAUUGGUCUACAAGAUGAAGAUAAACUGAAAACUUUUGUUUCAAAGUUAGUUGAAUCUAAUGUAAACAAAAAAUAAUUGCUUAUAGUUAUGAAGUAUUCAAAUUCUUACUGCAUUGUGAAUCAACAUUAAGCUGGAAACUGAAAUAAUUAGAUUUAGUUAAAUGUGUUGAUGUUAAUUAUAUUUAUUCGAUUUUUGUAAAAUAAAGCAU
This is a messenger RNA of Sipha flava (yellow sugarcane aphid), 721 nucleotides long. Its product is annotated as thioredoxin C-1-like. Gene Ontology annotation, molecular function: oxidoreductase activity, acting on a sulfur group of donors, disulfide as acceptor; protein-disulfide reductase activity. NCBI's taxonomy places the organism in Eukaryota, Metazoa, Arthropoda, Insecta, Hemiptera, Aphididae. The record is from RefSeq and is a predicted model, not a curated record. The transcript is spliced from 4 exons. Gene Ontology annotation, cellular component: cytoplasm. Bases 169 to 588 code for a protein of 139 amino acids.